CACACUUGUUAAAUUCAAAUCUAAAUCUUGCUAGAAAUGUCAGAACUAACAAACACCCGUGUGCCCACACCCUCUAACCCCUCAAAUCUGGCCCCACGCUAUGAAAUCCGAAAACUAAAGCCGGUCCACCUCCCCUGGGCCACUGCGAUCCUCGCUCACAGCCACGGCUUCCACUCGAAUGUCUGGCAGAAAAUAUGGCCCGACCGCGACCUCGGCCGCUGGGUCGUCGAGAAUUCUCUCAACUUCGAAUACCUAGUCCGCCACCAAAUCGACUCAGGCCUCUCCUUCGGCGUCUUCGACACAGAAUAUGAAUUCAGAACCGACACAGCCCGCGCCACUGGCGGCGCCCUCCUCUGGGACGCUGCCGAACUCAACACAGAAAGUGUGGAAAAGACGCAAGGCCGCGCAGCAGAAAGCAAACGGUUACUGAACCAGAUGGAUUUCCCGCUUGUAAGCAUAAUCCUCAGCUACGACGGCUUCGCCCCGCUUAGUCCAAAAAAAAUGAAACCAUUGCUAGCCGCUUGGCCUGAAUUUCCGAUUCUCUACGGCGCACUCGAACAGCGGGAUCAGCGGGACCCGGCGUCGUGGAAGCCUACUGCGCCGCGCCAGGUGCUCAUGCGCAAUGCGACGUCUACGCGGGGCGACUAUGAAGGGCGGGGUGUUAUGGGGGCUGCGGCAAGGUGGUUGCAGCGUGAGGCGGCGCUGAUGGGGUUUCGGGGGAUUCAGAUUGAGGCCAUGGCGGAUAAGGUGAUUCGUGUCUGGAUGGAGGGUGUGCAGAAGCCGUUUAGGGGGACGGUGGUAAGUGAGUUUGAGUGUCAGACUUUGGAGGUGGAUGGGGAGGGGCCGUUUGGGGCGGCGACGCAGAGGAUUGUUAAGGCUUGGGUUGAUUUGACGGCGUAAAGGUGUUAAGGGGGGGAGAUGGGGAUGCUCUUGCCUUUUCAGAAUGAUACUGACUUCGAACUGGCUUGUUGCUGCUCUGAUAGAUUCAGGUUGCAAGUUUGCUUAAUGAAUAUGUCGGUCUAGAUACGGCGGCCUAUAGAGUAAAAAACGGAAGAUGAAAAACAGUGC
Messenger RNA from Bipolaris sorokiniana ND90Pr, 1068 nucleotides. RefSeq lists its product as uncharacterized. The transcript has a single exon. The record is from RefSeq and is a predicted model, not a curated record. Bases 37 to 900 code for a protein of 287 amino acids. NCBI's taxonomy places the organism in Eukaryota, Fungi, Ascomycota, Dothideomycetes, Pleosporales, Pleosporaceae.